Molecule: messenger RNA, 1458 nt
Organism: Folsomia candida
Lineage: Eukaryota; Metazoa; Arthropoda; Collembola; Entomobryomorpha; Isotomidae
Exons: 3
Coding region: 37-1458 (473 amino acids)
Biological process (GO): lipid metabolic process
Source: RefSeq, a predicted model, not a curated record
UAAGUACACAAAUAAAUAUAGCAUGGUCGUCAUUUCAUGACUCCGACGAAUUUUCACUCCGCCGUCGAGCUGGUUAAUCCAGCCCAGCAAAUUACAUGCAUACUUCAAUUUAUCGAAAUGGAAGUAAAAUUCGAGCGCGAUGAAAACUUAGCAAUCUAUCCUCCCAACUGGGACACCAUUCUAGACCAAUUUUUGCAUCCGCCUGACCCAACUUUCUCCACGAAGGACUUAGAGCUAAGCAAGAAACUGCAAUUGGAGCCUUAUCCAUCAAUCGGGGAGCUAUCAAUAUUGGCUAAAAUCGCGUACUCCAGCUAUGAGGAUGCCAAGGAGGAGUUGAAAUUAAAUCUAUCGGAAUACGAGAUUAUCUGCCAUGCAGAAAAUGAAUCUUUCCACGCAUCAAUCUUCUUUCGUGAAGGUAGUCUCUCCGAGUUGAGACAUCGGCAGCUUAUGAUAGCAUUUAGAGGCACAGAAUUCGAAAAAGGAGACGUUGAAGCCGACCUCCAGGGCAUCGUCAAUAACCAGAAAACACCACAGAUAAACUCUGCCUGCACGUUCGCUCUAAACUUCAGGGAAAUUGUCGAAAAAAUUGUCACGCUGUCAAUUGACACGGAUCCCGUUCAUCUCAUCCUCACUGGACACUCCCUUGGUGGUUGGUUAGCCCAAAUUGCAACUUUCGCUCUAAAGUAUGUAGAAUUCAGUCACUGCGCCACACAAUUUAAGAGGGUCAAGGACGACCGAUGCCAUGCUCACUGUGUCGUAUUCGACAGUCCUGGUGCCCAGCUGAUACUAAACUAUAUCAAUUCACUUCCCGAGAUUCGAAAAAAUCACGAUUUGCACACUAUUUCCUUAGACAUUUGCAAUUACGUCAUUUAUCCAAACCUUGUUAACGUAAUCAAUCCUCCGUUUGGAGAUAUGGUGCAAAUUAGCUCGGAGCAAAUUUGCGCAUCACUUAAACCUCUCAAGAGUUUAGCGUUUUCCACUAUCGGUCACACUAGAAGGUUUCAUAGUAUUGAUGUAUUCAUACAGAUUUUAAAUCCAGGGAACCAGUUUCCCCGAUCUGUGACAUCUCUGCUAAAACAACCGGUACACAUAGUUAAAAAUUGGUUGUCUGCUUUACUCAUUGGUGACUCAGUAGCGAAGUUUGACCGCAGUCUAAAUUCGGAUGUAUCAUAUUUACGAGUAGUAAACUGGCCCAUGGUAGUCUUUUCAGGAUGGAACACUAAACUAGAUAAGGCACUAGGACGACGAAGAAAAAUUCUUAUCAAAGGUUUAUCUUCUUUACGCGAUUCCAAUGCUAGGAGAGAACUCAUCGAGUGGGUUUCAAGUGCAGAAAAAUAUUGCAAAACUGUACCCUUGCAAAAUGGCCAACUUAGCUUGUCAAUGACUCGCUUUAGUGAGAUUGAGAAAAGAAUUAUUGAACAAUUUGAACGAAUUAGAUUAUGGAAGGAGUACAUCUGA